AUGAACAGUGGGCGAGGUGUCCUUCGGGUAAGUAUAAUAAUAUGAUGCUUUAUUUAUUUCUUCAGACGCUUAGUAAUUUCUUCUUUACUCGAAAACGGCGGCAUGCAGAAGCCUAUGCAAAAGAAUCGCCUAAUCUGAAGUGUUUGAGAACUUCCAAUCGUAUGUUUUUACUUUUUCCUGCAUGAAGUUUUAGGUUAUGAUGUUUCCAAAGUCAAUCCACUGCUUUCCUUACCUCGCGAAAUGUUGUGGGAGAUCUUCCGGAAUAUGGACAUAAAAGCCCUGGUUAGAAUGUCACUUGUUUCGAAGGAAACAAAGAUGGAGUUAGCAGAAUUCUUGUCUUCUACCCAACAGGUACCAUUUCUUGCCCACCAUUUUCCCGCUCUCAAUUACCAUGAAAAAUGCUGCUUUAUGUCCAAGUUGUGUAAGUGUCAGCUGGUAUAGCUUUUUAUUAAUUUUCUCGUUUUAGUCGAAAUAUUUCAUACUCGUUACUCUCGCGACCGGGUUGGUAUGACAGUUCGAUGGUUUAAGCUAGCUUUCGAAUACAGGUACCAAAUUCCCAUUGCCAUUGCCUUUAAUGCGGUAAGUUGCUUUUGCCUGAAGUUUUCAUGUUUUUAGCUUAUGAACACCUUCACCUCAACUCAUUAUGAGGAAAUAUUUGAUCAGAUCUAUGCUUGCUGGUUCCAAGAAGAUGUGAAAAGGUAUAUUAUGGUCAGACAACAUAAGCGGAAGAAUAAGAAUCUAGAAGAAUCUCUUUUUGAACGUUUUGUAAAUUUAUUUUACAACAGGCGAUCUGUCAGACUUGAGAGAGCGGUGAUCGUAUCGAUGUUCUUGAGGAAAACCACCGAUGUCAGAAAACAAUAUUACUUGGCUCAGCUCUUAUUUAGCCCGCGUAAUAUCGAAGACAUUAACGAAAGUAAGAAGCUUUUCACCUCUUCGUUUUAAUCUUUCUAAGGUAUAAUCGACUUUGAAGCCCUUGAGGAUGGAGACGGAGAAAGUCUACAGAGUCAGAAUGAACUUGAUGGGUUCCCAGAAUUGUUCCACAUGCUGAAUGAACUGAGAAAUAGGUCCACCAAGACGAAGCAUAGAUGGUCCAGAGGCCAAGUAUUCAUGCUCCUCGAAGAUGUUACAAGUAAGAGUUCGGAAAAUUAAUUUUCAUUCGUUGUAGCUCAGCCGCUGUGGUCGAUGGCCAACUUUGCUCGUUUGUUAUUGCACUGCCCUUUUCUGGCCGUUAAUACCACGGUAAUUCGAUGUCGUAAUGGACUCUACGAGGAUGCUGGUUUUGUGUUGUAUCAUCUGCUAUUGGUGAGUUCUUCUUUAUGAUGUUAUGAUUGCGUAAUUUAAGAUCUGUGCCAGCCAUACUUCCGCGUUGAACUUGCUUAUGGCUAUAAUGAAAGAAUUGGAUCGAAGUCAGGCAACGCAACUUCGAGAACAGGUUGCUGAGUACACAUUCGGACCAAAUCAAGUGGGGUCGGAUAAGAAGAACGAAGAUAUUACUGAAGUCAUUCAGGAAGCGUUGGAUAGGACAUUCCGCCCACUGCUUUCGAAACGAGAUUUCUAG
Molecule: messenger RNA, 1558 nt
Organism: Bursaphelenchus xylophilus (pine wood nematode)
Lineage: Eukaryota; Metazoa; Nematoda; Chromadorea; Rhabditida; Aphelenchoididae
Source: the annotation of a GenBank genome assembly